UCCACCUGAUCUCAGGUUCUUGACAUCUCAAGUAAACACCAGAGCAAAUUAUCUCCAAAUGGACCCACUGACAGUGAUGGUACUGAGUGCAUCAGAGCCAUUUGAAUAUGAGUCCUCAGAAAAUGAGUCCAAAAAAGUGUUUCACGCUACAGUGGCUACAGAGAAUAAGUUCUUUCAUGUGAAAGUUUUAGACAUCAACUUAAGAAGAAAUUUCACCAGAAACAGAAUCAUUACUAUAUCAGAUUAUGUGCAACGAGAUGGUAUCCUAGAAGUAAACGAAACCUCUACUGUAUCUAAUGCUCGUUCUAACCAAACGGUUGUGGUUCCAAACAUAAUCAUAAAUAUAGCAGUGGAACCCUUGAGGAUUUAUAUUAUUGAAAUGCUAGCUUCUGGAAUGAUUAUCAAUGGAUCAUAUAUGCUACAUAGGAAAUCACUAACAGGUCAGAGAACAAUCUAUGAAGUUCAAGAUGAUACAGGAAGCAUCAUUGAAGUGGUGGGGAAUAAAAAAUGUCAUGAUUUCCCCUGCGAAGAAGGAGAUACACUUCAAUUCUUCUUCUUUCGACUGCAAAAGAGAAGAGGCACAAUCAAACUAUAUAGUAACACACAUAGUUUUAUCCAGCACAUCUAGGACAAGAAAAGAAAGAAAGAAACACUCAAUCCAGAUGAAGAUAUGGAAACUUCAUUAGAGCCUUCCUUCUAGAACCUUUUUAAAAAUUUUAUUAGCAUUAAUUUAUAAAUUAAUUUACAUUUGUUAAUCCAUUUGAUGGGCACUUGGGCUGCUUCCAUGACUUGCCAAUUAUGAAUUGGGUUGCAAAAAACAUUCUUGUGUAAAUGUCUCUGUUGUAAAGAGAUUGUGGGUCAUCUGUACAUAUACCUAGUAGAGAAAUUACAGAAUCCAAUGGCAAGUCUACUUUUAGUUCCUUAAGUGUUCUCCAAACUUCUUUCCAGAAGGGACGUAUUAGUUUGCAUUCUUACCAACACUGCAGAAGUGUUCCCUUCUCUCCACAUCCAUGCCAACAUCUGAAGUUUUGGGAUUUUGUUAUGUGGGCUAAUCUUACUGGAGUUAGAUGAUAUCUCAAAGUGGUUUUGAUUUGCAUUUCUCUGAUGAUUAAAGAUUAUGAGCAUUU
Molecule: messenger RNA, 1127 nt
Organism: Nycticebus coucang (slow loris)
Lineage: Eukaryota; Metazoa; Chordata; Mammalia; Primates; Lorisidae
Product: pyrin and HIN domain-containing protein 1-like
Exons: 4
Coding region: 59-628 (189 amino acids)
Biological process (GO): positive regulation of interleukin-1 beta production; activation of innate immune response; cellular response to interferon-beta
Cellular component (GO): nucleolus
Molecular function (GO): double-stranded DNA binding
Source: RefSeq, a predicted model, not a curated record